AUGAACAAACAAUAUGCCACCAUCAAGUUCACUUAUGAAUAUGAAAACAACCAACAACUGCCAUUCUUGGACAUCCUAAUCACCAGAAAAGACAACAAAUUGGAAUAUGACAUCUACAGGAAGCCUACUCACACGAACAACUACAUUCCUGCUGACUCUUACCAGCCCUGGAGCCAAAAACUGGCUGCUUUUAACAGCAUGGUCCAUAGAUGUUGUGCACUACCCUUGAGCCCAGGAAAUAGGAAGAGAGAAUUUGACCACGUUAAAAGAGUAGUCAACAAUCUGGGUUACAAGACUAAAACCAUAGACACCCUCAUCAAAAACCAUAUAAGCAAACAAAGAUUGAAAGAGAUCACCACAUUCCAAAGAGAUAAACCAGACAAUAGAAGAAUCAAGUUGACCCACUACCCUGUCAUAACCAACAAACUUUGUCAGAUCUUCAGGAAAAAUUAUUUAGAACCUGUCACAACUAAUCAACAUAAACUGAAAACGCUACUGGGAAGCCUCAAGGACAAGGACCCGAAAACUGACCAAUCAGGAAUUUAUAAGAUCACAUGCUCUGGCUGUGACAAACUUUACAUAGGACAGACUAGGAGAAACAUCAUAACUGGAUACAAGGAACAUAUUCACAAAGCUAGAUACAAUAUUGAAGGAAAAUCAGCAAUAGGAGACCAUAUUAUAGCAACUGGACACACAAUAACUGAACUCAACUUGACCCAAGAAAAACCAGUUGCCAGAAUAUCAGAACUACCAAUUAGGGAAGCAAUAGCCAUGCACAAAAAUAAUAGAGAAAAACUCCUCAAUGAUGACUGGGACCUUUGGACAUUGACCUACACAAAUGCCUACAUGGAACCAGUCACAUUCACACUCAAACAAACAGACACACCCAUCCUGGUAGUGACCACACCCAAGUUUUAG
Planococcus citri (citrus mealybug) is the source of this 918-nucleotide messenger RNA. RefSeq lists its product as uncharacterized. Bases 1 to 918 code for a protein of 305 amino acids. The record is from RefSeq and is a predicted model, not a curated record. Lineage: Eukaryota; Metazoa; Arthropoda; Insecta; Hemiptera; Pseudococcidae. The transcript has a single exon.